Neurospora hispaniola is the source of this 573-nucleotide messenger RNA. RefSeq lists its product as uncharacterized. Lineage: Eukaryota; Fungi; Ascomycota; Sordariomycetes; Sordariales; Sordariaceae. The record is from RefSeq and is a predicted model, not a curated record. The coding region runs from base 103 to 393 and encodes 96 amino acids. The transcript has a single exon.
UUGACAAGGUUUUUAGGCUGAACAUGAUGGCUCGCGGGCUUGAUUAUCUGGGCGACUCUUGAGUACCAAAGACCAAUUCACCUCAAUAUCCUCUUCCAUCCAAUGCUAUCUCGUUCUUCUCUGUUUUCAUGGCUUCCUGUGUCUGCUAAAAAUCUCUGCGCAUACCUCUACUUGAGUAGCUCGGGGAUAGAACGCGUAUCACCUCGAGUCUUCCGUGUCCAUCGACGGAUGUUCCGCCAAGUUAUGAUAUCAUACGGGUAUCCCCUGUCGAUUGUACAACGUCCCCGAGUAAAUCGGCAAGAUGACAAGCGAUUAGCGAACAAUUCUGCAGUGUUGCAUUUUCAGCACCAUCUGGACGGCACUACAGAAUAUUGUACUACCUGUGACAACUGAUAUCAAGGGAUCCAGCUACCAGAAUCGACAAAGGACCGCACAAUAACUGGAAGAUGGCAGCAAACGUGUCUGUGAUACAGCUAACGCGGCCACGACUUUUUGACAGCUCGUGUUAUCGUUUCACCCAUCAUGUGCCGGUUACACUGUUCGCCUUUAUGGUCUUAUGUCCGGAAGUAGCAA